CUAUCAACCUCCAUUUGAAGCUCUGAUCUCUCUUUCUUUUAUUUUUCCCUCUAAAUCUCUCCCUAACAGAUUCCUCCAACUCUCAACUUCUUCCGUCAGAAUCCAUGGAUAUCGCUUCUUCAUCUCUCUGUCAAGCUCACAAGAUCUCUCUCACGCGUCAACCCUCUUCCCCGGUCAACUCCUGCUCCCUGGGCUCUGUCUCCGUCAUCGGAUUCUCGCUUCCGCAGAUCAGCUCAGCUAAAUGUCUCCGGAAACGAAGCUCCUCCGGGUUUGUAAGAGCUUGUGUUGCUGUUGAACAGAAGACACGGACUGCUAUCAUCAGAAUUGGCACAAGGGGAAGUCCUCUAGCGCUUGCUCAAGCAUACGAGACACGGUCCAAGCUCCAGGCGAUACACCCUGAACUCACCCAAGAUGGAGCUAUCCACAUCGAGAUCAUUAAAACCACCGGUGAUAAGAUUCUCUCUCAGCCGCUCGCUGACAUUGGUGGGAAAGGGCUUUUCACCAAAGAGAUAGACGAGGCCUUGAUUAACGGUCAUAUCGACAUAGCAGUCCAUUCCAUGAAAGAUGUCCCGACUUAUCUACCUGAGAAAACGGUUUUGCCUUGUAACCUUGUGCGUGAGGAUGUCAGAGAUGCUUUUAUUUGUCUCACUGCUGCCUCGUUAGCCGAUCUUCCAGCUGGAAGCGUUGUGGGAACGGCUUCUCUCAGGAGAAAGUCGCAGAUACUCCACAAGUAUCCUUCAUUAGCUGUUGAGGAAAACUUUAGGGGUAAUGUGCAGACGAGGCUAUCGAAGCUUCAAGGAGGAAAAGUCCACGCAACUCUAUUAGCACUAGCAGGUCUUAAGAGACUGAGCAUGACAGAGAAUGUUGCAUCUAUACUAUCUCUCGAUGAUAUGCUACCAGCUGUUGCUCAAGGAGCUAUUGGAAUUGCUUGCAGAACAGAUGAUGAUAAAAUGGCAAAUUACUUAGCGUCACUGAACCACGAGGAAACAAGAUUAGCGGUUGCAUGCGAGAGAGCGUUUCUUGAAACGCUGGACGGCUCAUGUCGCACACCUAUUGCUGGAUACGCGGCCAAGGACGAAGAAGGCAACUGCUAUUUCAGAGGAUUGGUUGCAUCACCUGACGGUACCCGAGUUCUUGAGACCUCAAGAAAAGGACCAUACGUGUUUGAGGACAUGGUGAAGAUGGGAAAAGACGCGGGGCAAGAACUGCUUUCUCGUGCUGGUCCAGGCUUCUUUGGCAACUAAGCCAUUCGAAGAAGAGGAGGAAGAAGAUGAAGAAGGGCUGUGGACAUUGACAGAAUCUAGGUUUUUAGGAGUUUUCCAACAUCAUAGACAGAUCCCUUUUCUUCCUCUUAAAUCUGUUGUAACUUUUUUGAUUUAGAGAGAAAGAUAUUGAUUGUUUUCUUGUAUGCAGAGAUAAAAUUUCCUCUUGCAGUUGUACCUUUUUCAUCCCACUAUGAAACUUUUCCUCUA
This is a messenger RNA of Raphanus sativus (radish), 1472 nucleotides long. RefSeq names its product porphobilinogen deaminase, chloroplastic. Gene Ontology annotation, biological process: heme biosynthetic process. Gene Ontology annotation, molecular function: hydroxymethylbilane synthase activity. The record is from RefSeq and is a predicted model, not a curated record. Lineage: Eukaryota; Viridiplantae; Streptophyta; Magnoliopsida; Brassicales; Brassicaceae. The coding region runs from base 105 to 1244 and encodes 379 amino acids. The transcript is spliced from 5 exons. Gene Ontology annotation, cellular component: cytoplasm.